Paramuricea clavata is the source of this 205-nucleotide messenger RNA. The record is from the annotation of a GenBank genome assembly. Lineage: Eukaryota; Metazoa; Cnidaria; Anthozoa; Malacalcyonacea; Plexauridae.
AUUGUGAACAACCUGUGUGCAACAAAUCAACAUCAUGCUCUCGUUUUGCCCCAGAAACAUCGAAAGGAUGGAAGGCUGGUUUCAAAGUGGCUUCCUGUCGAAAAUGCUGCGAACAACAAGAACAGCGCGAAGAAAUCGCUGUUAAGGAGCAAUCAAAAUCAACACCGCAAAAGCCGGUUAAAAUAAGAAAAACGAAAAGAACAAG